AUUGCCAAGAUCGGAGGUCCGUAUAGGACUGCCCCAAUCGCCCUGUCGUAGACUAUCCGAGCUUUCCUUUCAAAGCGUUAGCUGCAUAGCUGCUAAUAGCGUUAGCUGCACUCUUUCAUGAGCUGUCUUCUAGGUGUCUUCUAGGAACUUUCUUCAGCAGCUCCGGCUCUGACCUUCGCCGUUGGAAAGUUCGCCUUGUUCCAGAAUUGGCUGAUCAGUAGCAGCUCACAUUGCGCGCCGCGCAUGGCAGCUGCUUGCUAGUACUGCCAAUAUAAAGGACUCCAGAACUUGACCAGCUAUGACCAGGGUUUCUUCACUGGUACGGAUUUAGUUGCCGGGCUUCGAAAAGGAACAGUGCUUAGUAGAUGGGAUCAGCGUAGCUGUCAACUUGGCACAAGUCCACCGACUUUUCCUUAAAGCAUGGCAUUGAUCGAACCUGACUUUUAUGUCACCUCAAGCUCCUUUUAACAACGAAAACCGUUGGAAAACUGGAAUCGGACUGGAUAUAAUCCUGGCGAUCGAACUGGUUGAAUUGUGCAAACGGUGAGGAAUCCGCUGAACACACGUUGCAACUCCAAUGCACAGUUCGCUUGAGACGCCAGGCGUUGCAGAGAUUGUCAACAGAAUCAGCAGCUAGCGCAGAAACUUUCUCAGCAACUUCAGCAGAUAGCGGGCAAGACUUGAAAGUUCCAAAUAAGGUACCAAGCUGCCGCGAUGGCUGAUUUGAAUGUACCAGACCUGCCCCAAGCACAGAUUGAUUUCAAAGACGAUCACGCUCGGUCCGCGGUCCAGAUGCGGGCUGUGUACAAAGUCCCCAUGCCAGCUAGUCGCGUGUACGACAUUCUGACAGACCCGGACGAGUUCACGCGCGUCUUCAAGAAAAAGUUCAGAGGGUACAGGAAUCUGAUCAUCCAUGAGGACGACGGCGGGGGCAUCCGUUCAAAAGAGAUGGAGCUUCAGCAGUGGUACAACGUGCUGGUCUGGCGGGGAACGCUCACAACGCAUAUGCACUUUGAGGAGGACCGCAGGCAGCUCGCGGUCGACUUUCGGUUGGGGCGGCAGGGCAUGAUGAAGAUUUUUGAGGGAAGGUGGGAGAUCACACCGAUGACUGAGCAACAAAAAGGGCUGCCCAUGACACAGGUUACGCUGUACCAGACCAUGAAGGCACACAUUCCCGGGGUUCCCCGGCGCGCAUUCCCGCUACGAAGAUUCACCAAAAAGGUCACUGAGGACAUGGUCGCUGACUUUCGACGGGAAGCGGCAGAAAACUUCUCGAAGGAACCAUCCAAGCUCGCUUCAUCAACGUCCGAUCUUACAAUAUAAAGUGAGUGGCUUCGCGGAAUGGCAACCUGAUUUUGAUGUCGACCUGAGCAAUCCAUCCAUAAAGGUACACCUUAGCAUUCAACGCUCUCCUCCAGACAUGCAGAAGCAUAGAGGGCAUGGCCGGGUUUGCAUAUUUGAGUAAGCUGUUGGCUUUUACUUCUUUCCAAGCGGUAAAUGUUUGCUGAAACUCAUAGGCUAGUGGAGUUAGCUAACUCCACAUGGGACUCACCUUCUGAAUCUGCUAAUGAUUCCCAACUUAAAUUAGACGUUGAAUGGCCCUUCACGUGCCUACAGCUCCCCCGCGCCACUGCGGAAUGGCAUAGGCAUGCCGUCCGGCUAGAUUGAGAGCCAACCAGUAACUUGCACGCAACGGUCGUACGUUGGAUUCUCUGGUACCUCAGUGCAAGAUCAACCGUAUAUAAGU
Messenger RNA from Klebsormidium nitens, 1747 nucleotides. NCBI's taxonomy places the organism in Eukaryota, Viridiplantae, Streptophyta, Klebsormidiophyceae, Klebsormidiales, Klebsormidiaceae. The record is from the annotation of a GenBank genome assembly.